AAAAGUAAACAUUACAGUUCUAACCUUACAUUUUUGAUAUAAUAAUUAUUAUAAAUAAAUAUUUAGCUAUUUUAUUAAUAUUAUAAAUGCCACCAAAAAAAGGAGGUGCAUCCGGAAAAGGUGGAAAAAGCACAAAAUCAGAAGAUAGUGCUGAUAAAGGUGGCGCUGGGAAAGAAAAGAAAGGAGGAACAGCGGUAAAAGUACGUCAUAUAUUAUGUGAAAAACAGGGAAAAUGUUUAGAAGCAUUAGAAAAAAUUAAAGCUGGUCAAAGAUUUCCGGAUGUGGCAGCUGCAUACAGUGAAGAUAAGGCGCGUCAAGGUGGUGAUCUAGGUUGGAUGACUCGAGGUUCUAUGGUCGGUCCAUUCCAAGACGCUGCCUUUGCAUUACCUGUCUCAACUGUAAAUAAUCCUGUUUAUACUGAUCCACCCAUUAAAACCAAAUUUGGAUAUCAUAUUAUAAUGGUCGAGGGCAAAAAAUAAAGUUUUGUUAAUUUUGUAUAAA
This is a messenger RNA of Chrysoperla carnea, 501 nucleotides long. RefSeq names its product peptidyl-prolyl cis-trans isomerase NIMA-interacting 4. Gene Ontology annotation, molecular function: peptidyl-prolyl cis-trans isomerase activity; DNA binding. Gene Ontology annotation, biological process: rRNA processing. The transcript is spliced from 2 exons. Bases 87 to 479 code for a protein of 130 amino acids. Lineage: Eukaryota; Metazoa; Arthropoda; Insecta; Neuroptera; Chrysopidae. The record is from RefSeq and is a predicted model, not a curated record.